Messenger RNA from Rotaria socialis, 2256 nucleotides. NCBI's taxonomy places the organism in Eukaryota, Metazoa, Rotifera, Eurotatoria, Philodinida, Philodinidae. The record is from the annotation of a GenBank genome assembly.
AUGUUUUCGGAACCUGUGGAAAGUUACAUCAAGGAGCUAGCCGAUAUUCAUAGUAUACAUCCAGAUUCUUUUGCUAUUGCGUUGCUUAAUUUUGUUGCUGCGACGUUAGAAUUUUCGUUUGUUUUACGAGCAAAUUCAGUUAGUAACAAGAUACCAACAAAUUUAUUCAACAUUGUUGUUGCUCGUUCAUCUUUUGGAAAAUCUGACUUAACAAGAAUUCUGCGUGAUAUGCUGAAUACGGUUGUAUUAAAUCGGCCAAUGAAAUUUCGAUCAACGAACCAAAUCAAUCUAGGUAGUGAGGGAAAUCCUUGUUUAGAUGAAAUGUCUAAAGCUGGAUUGAUGUCAUCAUUGGAUGAAUGCUGUCGUCUUCUUAUCUGCGAUGAAGCAGACAUGACAUUUGCAGACGCUGGACUGUUUUUAUCCAAUAAUAAUAUUCGUACAUCUGCAGAAAUGAAUUGUAGAGGACUCAUGAUGACAUUAUUUGAUCGAGUAUCACAUGCUUAUAUUAGACAAUUGUCCAAUCGGUCAGUGUCGGGUUGCUCAACUGGAGACAUAAUAUCGAAUAUGAUAAUCCGAAUCAAAGCAGGAGCCUGUUUCGAUCCAGCAAUGGGUCGUUUUAUCUUUUGGCCACUGGAUGGACCAGUGAUACCUGAUAAAUUAAUACAGAGACAAAUAGACAACAAGAAGUAUCCGUCUUUGGCACAAUUUGCUAUUAUAUUAUCUUUUAUCGAAAAUUCUAUAUUUUCAUUUGACGAAGAUGCCAUUAACGAGAUGAUUGACUGGGGGAACACCUGUAAACAAAAGAGUAAUGUUGCUCCAGGCAAAAUACCAAGUAUUGAAUAUUUUACUUUAGGCUUUGAAGAACGUAAUAACAAUGAAAGUUUAUCAGCUAGGCUAGGAAAAACGGUGCAACACGCUUAUCGGAUAGCAACAUUUUUGCAAAACAUUGAAAUAGGUUUCCAAUUAUCUAAAGACUAUAUUAACCAACAUCAAUUUUUUCCAGAGAAUGGCUCCAUCGACCAUGAUUUUGUUGAAAACAUCUCGGAAAUAUUCAAAGAAAAUUAUGUUCCUCUAUAUCAGGUACAUGAUCCUGAAUCUAUUAAAAUUUCGAAAAAUGUUGUUUUACGUGCCAUCGAUAUAAUGUCAUGCAAUUUACGACAAUUUAUCUUGCUAUUUGAUGGAACUAAUGCACCAAAAGUUUCAUCGAUAGGUCGUCAAAUUGUAAUGGUUUCACAGCAUGAAAAUAAAAGUUUUUCUAAUGAUCAGGCACUUGUUGCUAUGAAACAACGUCAGCGACAAAUAUUAAAUCAUAAUGAUGUUGCAGCAUCAAUAAUCUUAUUCCCUAGUGUAUGCUUCACAAUGAAGCAGUUACACAAGUCUGCAGUGAUCCACAAUCAUUCUGGUGGAGGACUUCUAAAACAAGUUAUAACAACGUUAGUCGAAACAAAUUUAUUGGAAAUGUGUGAACGAGGAAUCAAGCAUGCAUCCAGAACCACCUGUGUGUAUGUAAAACGAUUACCUCUUGAGAAUGAUAUGGAUUCACAAGAACAAUUUUCAUCAAUUCUAUCAGAGUACACGUAUCGACAAAAUCCAAUUUCGAUUGAUUUGUACAAAAAGUCGUGUGAAUCGAUGCUUUUAGAAGCAGUUGGAACUGUACAAGAAGAUGUUAUUCAAGUAUUAAAGCGUUCAGAAUAUGGUGAACCUAUGGCUGUUACAACUGAAAAUAAUAAUCUGUUUCAAAAUAUUAUUGAUGAAAAUGCAAUACUUACAAUUGGUUCAUCUCACGUAGAUCACUUAACCACAUCUUCAUCUUGCAGUAAUUUCCCACAAGUGCAAAAUAUAUUUGAUAACUUAAAUCUUGUUAAUCAACAACCGAAUCUUGAUUCACACAGUAUCCAUAGUAUUCCUGAAGAAGAAUAUAACGAGCCAAACAUUGUUCAUUUUUUUGAUUCAGAACAAAAUAUUAAUUCAGAUGUCAUCAAUGUCUUUCAUGAACAACAAUCUAAUGAUUUAAAUAAUAUUGACCUUUUUAAUGCUGAGCAAAGCGUUGAUUUAAACAAUCUUGACACUAUUCGUCAACAGCAACCUACGGAUUCAGCACAAAAUACUAACUCAGACAAUAAUAAUAUUCUUCAUAAAGGAAAAAAAAAUACUUCAAGUACUUUUUUCUUCAGUCCAACAGCUGGUAGAACAAGGUCGAAAUUGAAAGUUAGAAAAACACAAAAUCAACAAUCAAAUGGUACCAUAUUUUUUUAA